Messenger RNA from Cladocopium goreaui, 591 nucleotides. NCBI's taxonomy places the organism in Eukaryota, Dinophyceae, Suessiales, Symbiodiniaceae. The record is from the annotation of a GenBank genome assembly.
AUGGCCGUGGGUCAUUGGAUCACAGCUCUUUGGGAAGAUUGGCGUACCCGUUAUUUCUUAGGCCAGGGCUUGACCAAGGAGUCUGGUGGUGGUCUUGCCCUGUUUCCUUUGAAUCUUUGUUGCAGCUCGGCACAAGUGAUGUAUGUCACCUACACUGUACAUCAUGUGAUGACGCUUUUGGCUUACCUCUAUUCCCUUUGCAGUUACCAGUUGGGUGGUGUCAUGGUGCAGGGUUUGCUAUUUGAACUGCCUGUGCUGUGGAUGCUGCGCCGGGAAAUGGGAUACAUUUCGAGGCCCAAAGCCCAGUGGCUCACAGAAGUUCGGAGGACUCAUGCACACCAUGGAGCCACAUACCUGACAUUUCUUUUGGGACGUGGACCUGCUGAAUGUCUGUGGAUAGUCUCCAUGUUGCCAACCAGCUUUGGAAAUGAGCUACUGGAAGAGAGCUUGUCACUGCAGAGCACUGUGGUGUACCACACUUUGGCGGCAUUUUUUACGUCGCUGAAUUUACGGAUUCUUGGUUUGCUCUUCUGCUGGCACGAACAAGACGUGUCACAAGCAAGGCGCUGGGAUUUGGCCGAAAUGGAGUAG